Cyphellophora europaea CBS 101466 is the source of this 1539-nucleotide messenger RNA. RefSeq lists its product as uncharacterized. Gene Ontology annotation, molecular function: transmembrane transporter activity. Gene Ontology annotation, biological process: transmembrane transport. The transcript is spliced from 4 exons. The coding region runs from base 1 to 1539 and encodes 512 amino acids. The record is from RefSeq and is a predicted model, not a curated record. Lineage: Eukaryota; Fungi; Ascomycota; Eurotiomycetes; Chaetothyriales; Cyphellophoraceae.
AUGGAGCGAACAAAGUCACAAGCAAGAUUCACUGAAGGCCUCCCACCAUCUAGGCAGGACUCUGACGAGCAGCGCACUGACGAGAAGGGCAUCGGCGAACAUGUCGAAACGCCCGCGCCCAAGCUCGACAAGCACGGCUUCCCCCUCUUGCCUCAGCCAUCCGACAAUAAGGACGACCCACUGAACUGGUCACCCAUGCUGAAACUCGCUGUGGUGCUCCAAGUCAGCUGGCUCGCCUUCCUAGGCCCUAUGGCCGCCGCUGUCGCCAACCCAGCCUUCGUCGUCAUCGGCCGCGCCUUCGAGAUCACGCCCGUCCAAGCCUCGUAUUCACUUACCAUGUACAUCUGCUUCGCGGGCGUGGGACCCCUCCUCAUCAUCCCCUUCGCCAACCACUAUGGCCGCCGCCCGGUGUACCUGGUUGCCAAUUUAGUUGCUGCCGCCACUAACAUCGCCGCCAGCUACAGCACCACAUGGUCCGGCCUGCUCGCCACCCGUGCCUUCAACGGCAUCUUCGGCGGCACUCCGCCUGCCAUCGGCGCCGCCACCGUCUGUGACUUGUACUUCAUGCACGAGCGAGGUUUCUACACCGGAAUCUUUACCUUCUUCCUCACCAAUGGUCCGCACGUGGCGCCGCUCAUGGGCGGGUUUCUGGCGCAGUACAUGGGUUGGGAAUGGUGCUACCGUAUUCCCGGGUUCAUCCAGCUAGGGACGUUCGUCGUGACGCUCUUCUGCCUACCCGAGACGCUCUACAGCCGCAGCACGUCCAGCGUGACGCACAAGCCGCACUCGUACUGGGAGCUCAUCACGUUCCGCGCCACGCUGCCGCAGCGAAGGCUGAAGUUGAAGGACUUUUGGCGGAAUAUCUAUAUGCUCAAGUAUCUGACCGUGACAAUACCAGGGGCAUACUACAUGACGAGUUUUGCAUGGGGCUCCAUCAUUUUCGCUGCCACAGGUUCGCAGCUCUUCCGCGAGUUUUACGGUUUCACGACUUCCCAGACGGGGUUGAUGUUGAGCAUUCCACUCCUCAUCGGCUGUCUGAUCGGCGAAGCCAACGCAGGCUGGCUCAUUGACUGGAUGGUGGUCCGGUACGCGAAGAAGCACGAUGGUGUGAAACUCCCCGAAGCCAGGCUGGAUGCGUUGUGGUUUGGCCUGUUCGUACCGAUCGGUCUGAUUAUCGAAGGCGUGUGUCUCAGCCACCACAAGACGGUACACUGGGUGGGCAGCGCUUUCGGAAUGGGCAUUGCGAAUUUGGGCCUGCAGGCUGCGACAACGGUGACCUAUGCAUAUACCACAGACUGCUACAAGCCGCAGUCCGCGGAGAUCAGCAGCCUCCUCAACCUCUUCCGAUCGACAUUCGGCAUGAUCGUUUCGUUCUAUGCAAUCCCACUGGGCGAGGAGAUAGGCUUUCAAUACGCCUGGCUCAUCUUCGCCCUAAUCAACAUCGCCCUGUUCGUGCCGUUCAUGGCGUUGAAGUGGGUGGGUCCGAAACUGCGCGAGAAGCCGUGGCAGUCGCCGCCAACGUUCAACAGGGACCUGUAG